This is a messenger RNA of Chrysochloris asiatica (Cape golden mole), 462 nucleotides long. RefSeq names its product superoxide dismutase 1, soluble (gene SOD1). The transcript is spliced from 5 exons. Gene Ontology annotation, molecular function: superoxide dismutase activity; copper ion binding. Gene Ontology annotation, cellular component: mitochondrion; nucleus; peroxisome. Gene Ontology annotation, biological process: removal of superoxide radicals. The coding region runs from base 1 to 462 and encodes 153 amino acids. The record is from RefSeq and is a predicted model, not a curated record. NCBI's taxonomy places the organism in Eukaryota, Metazoa, Chordata, Mammalia, Afrosoricida, Chrysochloridae.
AUGGCGACCAAGGCCGUGUGCGUGCUGAAGGGUGACGGCCCGGUGCAGGGCACCAUCCACUUCGAGCAGAAGGGAAGCGGGCAUGUCUUGGUAUCGGGACGCAUCACAGGGUUGACAGAAGGCCUCCAUGGAUUUCAUGUUCACCAGUUUGGAGAUAAUACACAAGGCUGUACCAGUGCUGGUCCUCACUUUAAUCCCCUAUCCAAAAAACAUGGUGGUCCAAAGAGUGAAGAGAGGCAUGUUGGAGACCUGGGCAAUGUGACUGCUGGCAAAGAUGGUGUGGCUAAUGUGUCUAUUGAAGACGCUCAGAUCUCGCUCGUAGGAGACAAUUCCAUCAUUGGCCGCACAAUGGUGGUCCAUGAAAAAGAGGAUGACUUGGGCCAAGGUGGAAAUGAAGAAAGUACAAAGACGGGAAAUGCUGGAAGUCGUCUGGCUUGUGGUGUGAUUGGCAUCACCCACUAA